Messenger RNA from Triticum urartu, 2031 nucleotides. RefSeq lists its product as uncharacterized. Lineage: Eukaryota; Viridiplantae; Streptophyta; Magnoliopsida; Poales; Poaceae. The record is from RefSeq and is a predicted model, not a curated record.
CCACAAAGCAUAAAGCACGAGCAGUAGCCGGCCACUUUGGCCAGCCAUCAGAGCUACUACUGAGCUAGCUAGCAGUAGCAGCCAUCAUCCAUCCCAUCCCAGCACCAUCAUAUCACUCUGCUCACACUCACGCUCACGCUCACACCUGAAUCUCAUCUGCCUACACAACAAAUCCAAGCUAGCCAACAAGUUUACCAGCUUCUGUCUCAAAGAGCUCACUUCAUUCACAGGGCGGCAAGGCAAUGGUGGAACCGAGCAGAUCAGCCGGUGCCAAGAGCUCCACCACCACCACAACCGUGAGGAAGAAGAAGCUGACGGCAACAUCACCAGCCACCCCCAAGCCGGAUAAGGAGAAGCCGGCGGAUCAGGGCGGCAAGAAGCAGCAGAGCAGCCAUGGCAGCUCUGCAACUGCUGCGGCUGCGGACAGCCCUUCCUACAGGCUGGCUCUCAGGAGCCUCUUCUCCUGCCGGAACAGCCACGCGGCGCAGCACCAGCAGCACAACCAGCGCGCCGCUCAACCGCAGCCGGCGCCGGCGCCGGCAGAUGACGCCUCUAGCAGGAGGUGCAAGAAGAAGUCCAAGAAGCAGACGCAGCUCGGCUGCUCCGCCUCCAUCUGCAAGCUCCGGGACGCCAGCCCCCGCCGGGUCACGCUGCACCGCCCGCCCGCCGAGGAGGAGCCGCCCUCCGGCGCCGCGACCGGAGCAGGCGAGCCGUGCAAGCGCCGGGCGUCGGUGAGCGGUGCCGGCGAGCGGCGGGUGAAGAAGCCCCUGCAGCAGCCGCAGCAGGGGCAGGGACAGAACGAGGCGGCGGGCGCCGUGGUGGUGGGCUCGUCGUCGAGGCACUGGGGGUCUUCCACGGCGUCCUCGUCCUCGUCCACGGCUGGCGGCGGCGGGUCGUCGUUCCGACUGCGCAGGCUGUCCGGGUGCUACGAGUGCCACAUGGUGGUGGACCCCGCCGGCGGGGGCACCUCCAUGCGCGCCGCCAUCUUCCCCUGCCCCGACUGCGGCGACGUCUUCGUCCGCGCCGAGAGCCUCCACCUCCACCAGGCCACCCGCCACGCAGUGUCUGAGCUGGGGCCGGAGGACACGAGCCGGAACAUCAUCGAGAUCAUCUUCCAGUCGAGCUGGCUCAAGAAGCAGAGCCCGGUGUGCGCCGUGGACCGCAUCCUCAAGGUGCACAACGCGCCGGCCACCCUCGCCCGCUUCGAGGCCUACCGCGACGCCGUCAAGGCCAGGGCGCGCGGCCCGGGCGCCGGCCGCUGCACCGCCGACGGCAACGAGCUGCUCCGCUUUCACUGCGCCGCGCUCGCGUGCUCCCUCGGCGCGGGGGGCGCCACCCACCUCUGCGACGGCGCCGGCAACUCCUCCUGCGCCGCGUGUGGGAUCGUUCGGGACGGGUUCAAGUUCAGGGCGCCCGGGGUCCGCACCAUGGCCACCAGCGGGCGCGCGCACGACGAUGCCGUGGCCGUGGGUGGGGAGGAGGGGGAGGGCGGCGGAGGAGAGCGGCGCAGGGCCAUGCUCGUGUGCCGGGUCAUCGCCGGCAGGGUGAAGCGCCGCUGCGAGGGCGCGGCGGAGACGGCGGGCAAGGAGGAGGCGGACGCGUCGCCGUCGGCGGAUGCAGAAGCAGAGGAGGAGUAUGACUCGGUGGCGGGGACGGCGGGGGUGUACUCGAGCCUGGACGAGCUGGAGGUGUUCAACCCAACGGCCAUUCUCCCCUGCUUUGUCGUCGUCUACAAGGCUUGACUGAUGAGUGAUGACUGAUCAUCUCGGCGAUCCUUCUUCCCACUGAUUAAUUCCUAGCUUCCUGGGCUCAGGGAAUUUACUAAUCAAUUCCUUUCACGUCGACCUAAUUAGUUUGUUGCCUUUUCAGUUUAGUGGUAGUCAUGUUGCAUAGUAUCUUAAUUAGUUUGUAUGAUCAGCAGCACUAGUGUCAAUUCAUCUUUGUAUGAUCAAAUGGCAAUGAUCAAUUGAUCAGAUGCUACUUGAGCCUGAAUUUUUCCGACAUUUGCCCAUAUUCAGAAUGCUCGCAAGA